CCCCAUGGCCUCUACCGUGGCCGGGCCGGUGGAGCUGGGCUUUGCCGAGGAGGCGCCGGCGUGGCGGCUGCGCAGCGAGCAGUUUCCCAGCAAGGUGGGCGGGCGGCCGGCCUGGCUGGGCGCGGCGGGGUUGCCGGGGCCCGGCGGCCUGGCCUGCGCGCUCUGCGGCCGCCCUCUGGCCUUCCUGCUGCAGGUGUACGCGCCGCUGCCCGGCCGCGCCGACGCCUUCCACCGCGGCCUCUUCCUCUUCUGCUGCCGGGAGCCGCCGUGCUGCGCCGGCCUGCGAGUUUUUAGGAAUCAGCUACCCAGGAAAAAUGACUUUUACUCAUAUGAGCCACCUUCUGAGAAUCCUCCCCGCGAAACAGAAGAAUCUGUGUGUCUCCAACUUAAGUCUGGCGCACAUCUCUGCAGGGUUUGUGGCUGCCUAGGCCCCAAGACAUGCUCCAGAUGCCACAAGGCUCAUUAUUGCAGUAAGGACCAUCAGGCUCUAGACUGGAGAUCAGGACAUAAGCAGGCUUGUACACAACCAAAUCAAUUGGAAUAUACAGUUCCAGACCACAACUUCCUUUUUCCAGAAUUUGAAAUUGUAACAGAAACAGAGGAUGAGAUUAUGCCUGAAGUCAUGGAAAAGAAAAAUGACUCAGAGGUUGUACGGAACAUUGGUGAAGCACUUGAGGAAGAACUGGAUUCCAUGGCAAAACAUGAAUCCAGGGAAGACAGAAUUUUCCAGAAGUUUAAAACUCAGAUAGCCCUUGAACCAGAACAGAUUCUCAGAUAUGGCAGAGGUAUUGCCCCCAUCUGGAUUUCUGGUGAAAAUAUCCCUCAAGAAAAGGAUAUUCCAGAUUGCCCUUGUGGUGCCAAGAGAAUAUUUGAAUUCCAGGUCAUGCCUCAGCUGCUGAACUACCUAAAGGCUGACAGACUGGGCAGAAGUGUUGACUGGGGUGUCCUGGCUGUCUUCACCUGUGCUGAAAGCUGUAGCUUGGGCACUGGCUAUACAGAGGAAUUUGUAUGGAAGCAGGAUGUAACAGAUACAUCUUAAAGACAUUAAAGCCUUAAAAACAUUA
Messenger RNA from Cynocephalus volans (Philippine flying lemur), 1064 nucleotides. RefSeq names its product programmed cell death 2 (gene PDCD2). Lineage: Eukaryota; Metazoa; Chordata; Mammalia; Dermoptera; Cynocephalidae. The transcript is spliced from 6 exons. The coding region runs from base 5 to 1039 and encodes 344 amino acids. Gene Ontology annotation, cellular component: nucleus; cytoplasm. The record is from RefSeq and is a predicted model, not a curated record.